This is a messenger RNA of Orbilia oligospora ATCC 24927, 636 nucleotides long. RefSeq lists its product as uncharacterized. Gene Ontology annotation, molecular function: protein binding. Lineage: Eukaryota; Fungi; Ascomycota; Orbiliomycetes; Orbiliales; Orbiliaceae. The transcript has a single exon. The coding region runs from base 1 to 636 and encodes 211 amino acids. The record is from RefSeq and is a predicted model, not a curated record.
AUGCUUACGGGGGUAAUCUCUCUCCCUGUUGAAAUCCAACUCAAAAUCUUCUCCUAUCUGCCCUGGGACUCACGGUAUCUCUGCUCCCGAGCAUCAAGAGUUUGGAGAGACAUCCUUCUCACACAUGGUCAGGAUGUCAUCUUCGAUGACACUAAUUUUAUGAAGCUUGAGGGGGUAACCUCAUAUGUCGAUACUGUUAGUCCCACCUGUCCACGCUUCGGCAUCCACAGUGUUUUCGGAGAAAACAUCACUCUAAAAGUUGAUGAUGACAAAAUAAUUGCCUUUUCAAUCAUGGUGGCCGGAGAGGUUCAAUGGAUUAUGGAUUUCGAAAAAUGUUACUUCUUAAAUGAUCUCAUCUUCGAGAAGAUAAACUCGACUCCAGAUGUCAGAUGUCUUAACCUUGACGUCGAAAUAUGGCAGCGGCGGCUGGCCAGGAAGAAAUUGCCCUUUACAGAUGAACCUUGGUUUGGCAGAAUGACAGUUAAAGGGUUUUUUGAGUUUAUUGUGAAUUCGGUUUUCCAGCAAUUUGCAUGCCGACAACAGACAAAUAUUGGGAAAAUUAAGCUGGGAAAUGCAAUGCAGGCAACUUAUUUUAUAGGAAUGCGUGCCCAAUUUGUUGGAGUGUUCACUACUUGA